Messenger RNA from Cladophialophora yegresii CBS 114405, 1041 nucleotides. RefSeq lists its product as uncharacterized. The record is from RefSeq and is a predicted model, not a curated record. Gene Ontology annotation, molecular function: oxidoreductase activity. The coding region runs from base 1 to 1041 and encodes 346 amino acids. NCBI's taxonomy places the organism in Eukaryota, Fungi, Ascomycota, Eurotiomycetes, Chaetothyriales, Herpotrichiellaceae. The transcript has a single exon.
AUGCCUCGGCCAACAACCAUGAGAGCCUGGCAAUAUACUAGCACGCAUGGCGGUCUCGAGAAGAACCUCAACCUCAACCAAUCCGCCGCCAUACCCUGGCCAAAGCACGAUCAACAUCUCGUGCAGGUGCUUGCAGUGGCACUGAAUCCCAUCGACUACAAGCCCGCAGAACUUCGACUCCUCAGUCGUCUGGCCAUCCCGAAGCCAGCAACCCCGGGCCUCGACUUCGUGGGGUACCUCGUCACGCCGGCUGCAGGGUCAUCCCUGAAACCGGGUCAACUCGUCCAUGGCGUCACGGGCACGGUACCCAUGGCGGGCGGCGGUCUGGCCGAAUACGCAGUCUCCAAGCGAGAACAAGCGGUCGCUGUGCCCAAGGGGAUCGACCGCACCGACGCCGCCACUCUGGGUGUCGCAGGACUGACGGCCUACCAAACGAUCGUCCCCUACGUCAAAGCCGGGGACAAAAUCUUCAUCAACGGCGGGUCCGGCGGAACAGGCAUCUUCGGAAUCCAGAUCGCCAAGGCGCUCGGCUGCUCCGUCACAACCAGCUGCUCCACGGUGAACGUGGAGCUCUGCAAGACCCUCGGCGCGGACAGCGUCAUCGACUACAAGAAACAGGGCGUCCUCGAGGCGCUGAAAGCCAGUGGCCACAAAUUCGACCACGUCGUGGACAACGUGGGCAUGGAUUUCGAGCUCUACUGGAAAUGUCACGAGUAUACGAGGCCCGGUGCGGUGUUUAUGAACGUCGCUGGACACAUCACGCUGUCUUACUUCUGGGACUCGUUUCUGCGGCGCGUGUGGCCGGCCUUCCUGGGUGGCGGCCAGCGAAAGUCGCAGGGAUUCUUCGCGCAGGCGAAACCCGAGCAGCUGGCCCAGAUCACGGCCUGGAUGAAGGAGGGCAAAGUGAGGGCCAUCAUUGACUCGAAGUUUCCGUUUGAACAGACCCCGCAGGCGAUCGCGAAGCUGAAGACCUCGCGCGCGAAAGGCAAGAUUGUCGUCGAGGUCUCUUCAAAAGACUUCAGGCCUCCGGAGGGCCGGUAA